GAUUGGUCCGCGCGCCUCGGCGGAGCCAGGGACCCCUCGAGUCGCUGGGGGAAGCGGCAGAGACCGGCGCAGCCGGAGCGCGGGGCGCAGAUCCCUCGGGUCGGGCCGGCAGAUCGGAUCCGCACCUCGGAGCCGGGCCUGGAGGGGGAGCGUGUGAGGGCGGCCUCUGUUCCCGAAGGAGGGGAUCAUGGCCUCCAUGCUGCUCACCCGGCGGCUGGCCUGCAGCUUCCAGCACAACUGCCGCCUGCUUGUGCCCGGAUCCAGGCAUAUCAGUCAGGCUGCAGCCAAAGUCGACGUGGAAUUUGAUUAUGAUGGGCCUCUGAUGAAGACAGAAGUUCCCGGGCCUAAAUCUCGGGAGUUAAUGAAACAGCUGAAUAUAAUUCAGAACGCAGAGGCUGUGCACUUCUUCUGCAAUUACGAAGAGAGCCGAGGCAAUUACCUGGUCGACGUGGAUGGCAACCGAAUGCUGGAUCUCUAUUCCCAGAUCUCCUCUGUCCCCAUAGGUUACAACCAUCCUGCGCUCAUGAAGCUCGUGCAACAGCCUCAGAAUGCGAGCACGUUCAUCAACAGACCUGCCCUGGGAAUCCUGCCUCCGGAGAACUUUGUGGAGAAGCUGCAGGAGUCCUUGCUCUCGGUGGCUCCCAAAGGGAUGUCCCAGCUCAUUACCAUGGCCUGCGGCUCCUGCUCCAAUGAAAACGCCUUCAAGACCAUCUUCAUGUGGUACCGGAACAAGGAAAGGGGUCGAACGGGUUUCUCCAAAGAGGAGCUGGAGACGUGCAUGGUCAACCAGGCCCCUGGCUGCCCUGACUACAGCAUCCUCUCCUUCAUGGGCGCGUUCCACGGGAGGACCAUGGGUUGCUUAGCGACCACACAUUCCAAAGCUAUUCACAAGAUCGACAUCCCUUCCUUCGACUGGCCCAUCGCACCGUUCCCACGGCUGAAGUACCCUCUGGAGGAGUUUGUGAAGGAGAACCAGCAAGAAGAGGCCCGCUGCCUAGAAGAGGUGGAGGAUCUGAUCGUGAAAUAUCGGAAAAAGAAGAGGACGGUGGCCGGGAUCAUCGUGGAGCCCAUCCAGUCGGAGGGUGGAGACAACCACGCCUCCGACGACUUCUUCCGGAAGCUGAGAGACAUCUCCAGGAAGCAUGGCUGUGCCUUCUUGGUGGAUGAGGUCCAGACAGGAGGGGGCUGCACCGGCAAGUUCUGGGCCCACGAGCACUGGGGCUUGGAUGACCCUGCAGACGUGAUGACCUUCAGCAAGAAGAUGAUGACCGGGGGCUUCUUCCACAGGGAGGAGCUCAGGCCCAAUGCUCCGUACCGGAUCUUUAACACCUGGCUGGGGGACCCGUGCAAGAACCUGCUGCUGGCCGAGGUCAUCAAUGUCAUCAAGCGGGAGGACCUGCUGAAAAACGCAACCCAUGCCGGGAAGGCCCUGCUCACGGGGCUGCUGGACCUCCAGGCCCGGUACCCCCAGUUCAUCAGCAGAGUGAGAGGACGAGGCACCUUCUGCUCCUUCGACGCUCCAGAUGAACCCACACGGAAUAAACUCAUUUCAAUAGCCAGAAGCAAAGGUGUGGUGUUGGGAGGCUGUGGUGACAAAUCCAUCCGCUUCCGUCCCACUCUGGUCUUCAGGGAUCACCACGCACACCUGUUCCUCAAUAUUUUCAGCGACAUCUUAGCCGACUUCAAGUAAAGAAGCCAUUUCCGCUACGCUCUGAGAAAGCCCUGAUCUCAGCAGUUGUCAAAUUGAUUAGUUUGCCUAAUUCAUGUUUUCACUUAAAGUAUCCGAGGUGAAUGCAUAAGCUGAAGGGUGGUGUGUGGGAGGGGAUGGUUUUGGUGGCUGGGGGGAGGGGAGAGGAUGGGGGGACAGGUUUUGGUUUUCCUCCCUGCAGAGCCAAGGGUGCCCAUCGGAUUAAGCCCAGAAAUUCUGCUUGAGCCCCGGACAGAGUCUUAGGAAGGGCCGUGAGGGUCCUGGCCAUGUAUCUGCCCACCCUUGACCCCAACAACGUCUUUGAAGCCAGUCAGGGGAUGCUCCAGGGACUGGUGGCUGGGACUCCUGGGUUCCGGUCCCUCUCAAGUGCCAUAUUCUGUGAUCAAGGACGCUGCUCCCUCACCCUGUGCAACAAACAUGCUUGCCCCUCACCCAACCCCUGGAGCCCUGAGCGAGGCUGGCACAGUUCAGAGGAGGACAGGACAGUCACAUGAAGGCAGGAUUGUAGGGACAUGGGGACUGAGCCAGGGAGGGUGGGGAGGGGCCUUCCGGCCUCUGCAGCUUUGGGCCACUCCUCCCAGGGCAUCUGUGGAUUCCUGUCCUGGACGGGGCUUUGGCGACUCCCCGGGUGGCAUCCUGGAUGGUCCGUCCUUACUUGCUUCCUUCAUUCCCCCAAGCUCUCCCCCCUGUGACAUGUGAACCGAGGCCCCAGGAAACAAACCUGCAGCCUGAGCAGGGGCACCCGGGGACACCCAUGAGCUGCCCGGGCAGAAGCACCAGCCAGUCUCCAGGAGCCGGAGCCCAGGGCCUGGGACAAGGCACUGCCUCCUGUCUCCCUGGCCCCGGGGGCGGCUGCCUUUUGGACCCUCACCCCGGAGGCUCUUUCCCGCUCUGGCUCAUCCACCUUUGCUCCACCGGCAGUUGCGGCACAGGCAGCCCAUUGCUCAAGUAGGUUUCUUCUCGAGGGGAGCAUCGUGAACCCACGGCGCCCGAGCUCCGCACAGGGAAACAGGCAGUGGUUCAGGCGGUGUCCUUGUCCCUCCCCCUCCAAACCAGGGUUCUCCUGACACGUGUGGAGUCCCAGGCACGCGGUCCUAAAGGCUUGACUGCACUGUGGCUGGGGCUCAGGGGACUCCGCUGAGGCUAGGCUUCUGGGAACUGACUGUUCACCGGCACCUAUAAAGAGCACCCGAUGGUCCUAGAGCAAUGAAGGGCGGUCUCGUGGGGAGAGGGAGACAGUCUGCCUUGUGUCCUCUGUCCCAGAGGAAGCCACUUGUCCCCGAUGGUUUGGGAAGACAGGCAUAGCCAGGUUCUCCUCUCAGCACUUUGCUCUUCUAAUAACUAACCACCCGGAGACUUGGUCAGCGACUGUCUUACAGACACGACAGACCCGUGAGUUCCCGUUCACUUCGAAUUCUUGCAGUUAGUGCUAAUCCAUUGCUUUAAAGGAGUUCUGCCGUGUUUAAGGCCAUUUAUGCUGCCGGCUAAAUGGAGAUGUAUGCCCACCCCCCUCUGUGAGGUUUCACUCAUUUGUAUAUUUGUUUAUUCAAUCAUUCAUUCAUGAAACUUGCUUUAAAUACCUGCUCUGUCCCAGGCCCAGUUCUAACUACUAGGAUUACAAAUAAAGCAUGGUCCUGGCCCUUAGGGGACUCACAUCCCAUAGUGGAAAACAGACUUUUAAACCGGUAAUUAAAGCAGAGUGGCAAGUGCUGUAACAGAGGUAUGUAGAGGAGCAUCUGGAAAUUGAAGGGAGGGCCCCAGUCCGUCUAAGGGUCAGCAGAGGUUUCAAGGAGAAAGUAAUGUUUGAGCAGGGUUUUGCAGAGUGAGCAGGAGUUCACCAAAAAGCAAGGCAAGGAUCAGUGUUGCAGAAAGGGAACAGCAUGUGCAUAGACCUACCAGUUCACAGUCCCACCUUUCACUGGGGAUCCAGAUUCCACAGGCAGUAGCCCAGGAUUCAAGACCUUACUGAACAAGAAAAAUGCAUACCAAUACCAAACCACAAUUCAUUUUUUGGCAAGAGUGUGAUUUGUCCUGAGAAUUUCAGCACUGGAUGCAAACCUACAAUAAGAUUCCUGGAGUCCAGAAGGUUUUUGAGCUAAGGCACAGUCAGAAACUUGCCUCUCCUUGGUGGAGAGAGUAGCUUCAGUAUUAUGUUCUCUUCCCAGAGGGCAUUGACAGAAAAAUGAAACCACUUUAUCUAGAAAGUCAUUUCCAGACUUAUCCACCUCUUACCAAGGGAAGUUAUUCUCAUAAAACUUUUUAAGCCAUUUAUCGAGUUCUUGUUGGCUCAGGGCCUAAAGAGUUCUGAAGACAUCUGCUUUUGGGGGUGGGGAGAUGGGUGGAAGGAUUUCAAGGAAAAGAAUUCCCGACAGAGCCCGAGGUGGUAGGAACCUGGGGCGGGUUGUGAAAACUCAGGGUGGGGGUGCAGUGGACAGGUUUCCAGGCAGGGCAGGGCCCAGGGAGAAGGACUUCUGUGGCCGAGGGGCUGGGAAGGGUCCAUCUUACAUCAGUGCCAUAGAGUUUAGUAAGUGUCCCUAGCAAAUCUCGUCACUUUUACAGAAAACAAGGUCCAGUAAUAGCAAGUCUUAGUACAUCCUCCUUUUUAUUAUAAAUGGGCAUUUUUUUAUAAUUUUUACUGACACUCAGUAACCAUGCAAAAUUGUGCACAUCUAGUAUAUCUGUACGUAGCUAUCUAUCUAUCUGUUAGCUCAUGGUACCAUAGCUAGGGAGCAUCGCCGACCUGCGCAUACAAAGUGAUCUUGUUUACAGUAUUCUGUUGACAGUGCCAAUAAAUGAUAAAGAAAUUAACAUGUCACAAUGUAACUGACGACCAUAUGCACAAUUCCAUUCAUUAACUGUUUCCUGUGUUAAUCAGUCUUGUUAAAUUUAAAAAAAUAUAUUUAUAAUGGAAA
Messenger RNA from Myotis daubentonii (Daubenton's bat), 4620 nucleotides. RefSeq names its product 4-aminobutyrate aminotransferase (gene ABAT). Gene Ontology annotation, cellular component: mitochondrion. The record is from RefSeq and is a predicted model, not a curated record. Gene Ontology annotation, biological process: GABA catabolic process. NCBI's taxonomy places the organism in Eukaryota, Metazoa, Chordata, Mammalia, Chiroptera, Vespertilionidae. Gene Ontology annotation, molecular function: 4-aminobutyrate:2-oxoglutarate transaminase activity; pyridoxal phosphate binding.